AUGGCGCCACCACCGCCCCCCGACCAGGGCAACUUCAACUCAACUCGGCCACCGGAAGUGGCGCGUGACGUCACAACCGCGCGCCGCGCGCCGGGCCGGAAGCGGAACGGGGGAGGGCUCAUCAUCAGGAUGUUAAGCUGCCUCUUCCUCCUGAAAGCACUUCUGGCUCUUGGGUCCCUGGCAUUCUGGGUAGCUGCAGGACAGCAUGUGAAAGAGGGACAAUGCCCCCCUGAUAAGAAGCCCUGCAGAGAGCUGUGCCAUGACGAUGAAUCGUGUCCUGCUGGGCAGAAGUGCUGCAACACCAGCUGUGGACGGGCCUGCCAAGGAGACCUUCCCAAGGGGAGGAAAGGGAAUUGUCCCAAGGUUGUUCAGAAGCCAUCCUGUUUGCAAACGUGUACUUCGGAUGAGACAUGUCCAGGUGUAGAGAAAUGCUGCACGUCUGGCUGCAACAAGAGCUGUGCAGUCCCAGUCUCCAAACAGAAGCCAGAGUUUGGUGGUGAGUGUCCUGCUGACCCUCUUCCGUGUGAGGAGCUGUGUGACAAGGACACAUCUUGUCCCCAGGGUCAGAAAUGCUGCAGCACGGGCUGUGGCCACGCCUGCCGGGGAGACAUUAAGGGAGGCCGGGGCGGUAGCUGCCCCACUGUGCUGGUGGGCCUGUGUAUCGUGGGCUGCGUGACGGAUGAGACCUGUCAAGCAGGGGAGAAGUGCUGCAAGUCAGGCUGCGGCCGCUUCUGUGUCCCACUGCUCCUGCCACCCAAGCCGACCGCGGGCCCCAACGGGACCUUCACGUCUGGUUCUGAAUCAGAUGCAGGAAGCUCGUCCUGGCAGCCAGCAGAGGGCGCUGUCGUGGGGCCAGUGACAGCGCCACGCAGCCGCCAGGGCUGCUCUUCCUAUGGCUGCCUGGAGCCCAGGGCAGCUCUGGCGUGA
Messenger RNA from Jaculus jaculus (lesser Egyptian jerboa), 927 nucleotides. RefSeq names its product WAP four-disulfide core domain 3 (gene Wfdc3). Gene Ontology annotation, cellular component: extracellular region. The transcript is spliced from 7 exons. NCBI's taxonomy places the organism in Eukaryota, Metazoa, Chordata, Mammalia, Rodentia, Dipodidae. The coding region runs from base 1 to 927 and encodes 308 amino acids. Gene Ontology annotation, molecular function: peptidase inhibitor activity. Gene Ontology annotation, biological process: innate immune response; antibacterial humoral response. The record is from RefSeq and is a predicted model, not a curated record.